AAACCCGAGCAGAGCUAUGGCGCUACUCCCCCAAAACUCAAUAAUAUUUUCUUGGAGCUUAAAACCAAAAUCGACAUUCACAGCACUUCUUGGCAGCUCUUUGAACACCAAGAAAUCCAUUUCACCAAGACGGCUGUCUUCUCCUUCUUCCCUGUUCUCUAUCCGUUGUUAUUCUGUUCUCUCUCAACGGCCCCUCAGAUAUGCAGUCCUUGGUGCUGGCUAUGCUGGGCUGUCUGUGGUUUGGCAUUUGCUGCAAGAGCCAAAUGUCACUGCGCACAAGGGAUCUGCCCGCUUUGAGUAUAGUCCCGACUCCCCAAACAGUCGUUCCCAACACAGUCCGAAGGAGGCACCGCUUUUCAUUGACAUAUAUGAUGAAAUUGGCAUUGGUGGAGGUGCAUCUGGAAUGUCUGGUGGACUCCUUCAUCCAUACUCUCCUAAAGUUAAGCUUCUCUGGAAAGGGGAAGAGUGUUGGAAGGAGAGUUUAAAUCUUCUAAGGAUAGCUGAAAAUGCUAAAUUUUCCCAAUCAUCAAAUGUUGAAAAACAAGAUCAUGGUCAGAAUGAAAAUAACUUUAUGGUUAGGAGAAGAGGUAUUCUGAGACCUGCGCUCAGUUCGAAGAAUAUGGACACUAUGAUUAAUAAUGCUCAGGACUUCCUUGCCAGCUGUAGAAUAGAGACGAUUAAUAGAGAAUCUGCACAUAAUCUUGUUCCAAGUUUGUUUGUGCCUCUGGAUGUGGCUUUUCACAUGCCUGAAGCUGUCAAUGUUCAUUCCCAAUACUAUCUCGAGGCUCUCUACACAGCAUGUCAAAAUGCUGCGAAAGACUUAUCCACUUCGGGUGUUGCACAUAAAGAGUUGUGCUUGCACAAAAAAUCUAUUGAUGGCCUCCUAGAACUUGCAGGGGAGUAUGAUGCGGUGAUCAUAUGCCUUGGUGCCAGAGCAGCUUUUCUCCCUGAGUUGUCGGGAAGGCUCCCUUUGCGGACAUGCAGGGGCGUUAUUGCUCGCCUGAGGAUUGAUGAUCAUGUUAGAGAGGAUUAUCCUGAUCACGGCCCGUCAAUAUUAGCGGAUGCAUGGCUCGCUAUUCAGGGACCGCGAGAUCUCCACGUGGGCGCCACAUGGGAGUGGAAGUCAAGAAACUAUUCAAGGGCGGUUUCCGAAGGGGAAGCAACCAAAGCUCUGGAAGAGCUUCUGCAAAAGGCAUCCACAGUGUAUCCGGGCAUCAAGAAGUGGAGUGUCAGAGGUUUGAGCGCAGGCCUAAGGGCAAUGCCACCGCUCACUCCUCAAGGGUCGCUUCCUCUCUUGGGUUGUGUCGACGAGCUUGUUGGAUGUAAAGAAGCAGGCAAGUUGUGGUUAUUUACGGGGCUCGGUUCAAGGGGUUUGUUGUAUCAUGGUUGGCUAGGCAAAGUUAUUGCACAGGCUGUUCUCUCCGGUAUUGAGGGGUUCAUCCCUUUAGAAUUGACUUCAUGGAAGCAUAAUGUAGAGCUCUAACUAAUGUGAAUUUUUGGCAUUUUGUUCACUAAUCGCCAAUGGCGUUUGGUUCAAGUUAUAUAAAAUAAUUAAGAUUAUAUUUUCUUGGGAA
Molecule: messenger RNA, 1574 nt
Organism: Ipomoea triloba (trilobed morning glory)
Lineage: Eukaryota; Viridiplantae; Streptophyta; Magnoliopsida; Solanales; Convolvulaceae
Exons: 10
Coding region: 17-1483 (488 amino acids)
Cellular component (GO): cytoplasm
Molecular function (GO): oxidoreductase activity
Source: RefSeq, a predicted model, not a curated record